Messenger RNA from Acanthosepion pharaonis, 900 nucleotides. Lineage: Eukaryota; Metazoa; Mollusca; Cephalopoda; Sepiida; Sepiidae. The record is from the annotation of a GenBank genome assembly.
AUGAUUCUUUUUCUUUCUACUGUAAUAUUUUCUUCCUUUCUUUCUUAUAAGAUUCUUUCUUUCUCUUUUCUUGUGAUAUUUUUUCUUUUUCUUUUUCCCUUAUCCUAUGAUAGUUUCUUUCUUUCUUUCACAUAUGAUUCUUUUUUUUUUCUUUCUCCUGUAAUAUUUUCUUACUUUCAUUCUCACGUCUUUCACUUUGUUUCUUUCUUUCUUUUGAUUGUUUUUUUCUUUCUCCUGUCAUUCAUUCAUUGUUUCAUUUUUCUUUCUUUCAUUCUCACACGAUUCUUUCUUCUAUUUCUUUCUUUCUUCUUCAAACAAUUCUUUGUUUUUCUUUUUCUUUCUCCUGUGAUAUUGUUCUUCCAUUCUCUCUCCUAUCAUAUUUUCUUCCUUUCUUUCUCCUAUCUCUUUCUUUUUCCUGCAAUACUUUCUUUCUCUUAUAAUUUCUUUCUUUUUUUAUCCAUUAUCAUUCAUUUAUUUUGUCUUUCUUUUGUGAUUCAUUUUUUUCUCUCUGAAACUUUUUCUUUCUUUUAUAUGAUACUUUCUAUUUCUUUCUCCAGUAAUUUUCUUUUUCUCUUAUCAUUUAUUCAUUCUGUCUUUCUCUGGUCAUUCAUUCAUUCUUUCUUUUCUUUCUUUCUUCCUCCUAUCUUUCAUUCAUUCAUUCAUUCAUUAUUCUCCACAGAAAAUCUUUCCACCUUCUUUCCUUCUAGAAUUUUAAAUAUUGGGACUAUUUCUUUCUUUCUCUUCAUUUUUUUCUUUGCUUCUGUCUUUAAUUUAAUCACACUUUUCUAUAUCUUUCCUUUCCAUUUCUUUUCUUCCUUUUUUUCUUUCUUUCUUUUGUCCUUUUUUUCUUUCUAUUAUCUUCUCCUUUCUCAAAGUACUUUCUUUCUAUCUAUUCCUUAA